GAGUGGGCCGUGCCAGAGUCUAAUAUGGUUGUCCUCGCUCUUUAGUUGCUUAAAGCGAUAGAACGGAAGUUGCCCGGGUCGGCAAUGGCUACCGAUGGGGGGCGGGAUUUCCGGUUGCAGAUCGCUGUCGGAUCAGGCUGCGAGGAGCCCAUCGGGCCGGGUUGAUCUGGGAGCGCCUGCACAAUAGACGGCGGCCGCCGAGGAGGAAGCGGCGGCGGCAACGGCAAUCUUACACACAGGGGCUUGGCCUGCCCUUGGGGUCCCGUGGCGGUGGGACGAACCCGGCAGCGCCGGGUUAUGGACGAAAGGAAGAUGGACGAGAAUGAAUGGAGAUACCACGGAGAGGGGAAUAAGAGCCUCGUCGUGUCCCACACCGAGAGUUGUGUGGUGCUGCGUUUUUUGAAGUUUCCACCAAAUAGGAAUAAGACAUCAGAAGAAAUUUAUCGCCAUCUACAAAACAUAGUAGACUUUGGCAAGAAUGUCAUGAAAGAGUUUUUUGGGGAGAAUUAUGUUCAUUAUGGGGAGGUUGUUCACCUACCUUUGGACUUCGUAAAGCAGCUUUGUUUAAAGAUACAGUCAGAGAGACCAGAGUUUCGCUGCAAUAAAGAUUUGGACACUCUCAGUGGCUAUGCCAUGUGCCUUCCUAAUCUUACGAGGCUACAGACUUACCAUUUUGUAGAACAUCGGCCUAUUUUGUGUGUAGAGAUUAAGCCAAAAUGUGGGUUUAUUCCUUUUUCCAGUAAUGUUACCCAGGAGUUGAAGCACAAGGUGUGUCGUUACUGCAUGCAUCAGCAUCUCAAGGUGGCAAGUGGAAAAUGGAAGCAGAUAAGUAAAUACUGUCCUCUAGAUCUCUUCUCAGGAAAUAAGCAGAGGAUGCACUUUGCCUUGACAAGUUUGUUACAGGAAGCACAGAACAACUUAAAGAUAUUUAAGAAUGGAGAAUUAAUUUAUGGCUGCAAAGAUGAUCAGGACUCGGUUGCUGAUUGGACUGAACUUGCCCAUCAUUUGAAGCCUUUCUUCUUUCCUUCAAAUGGCUUAGUUAGUGGACCCCACUGUACAAGGACAAUUAUUAAAGAACUCAUUCAUGUAAUAACAAUGAUUUUACUAAGUAGUACAGACACCUGCAGGGCAGGUGACAUGAAGACAGUCCCAGUUUCCCAAGGAAGGAGCUACUGUGAAGCAAGUCCUUUCAGCAAGGAACUUGUAAGAAAUGGUAAAAACAAACUGGAAAGCUCAGGGUUACCAAAGGGUUGUCUCUUGUACAAAACCCUUCAGGCCCAGAUGCUGGAUAUGCUGGACAUUGAGGGACUUUACCCGUUGUACAACAGAGUUGAGCAGUACUUAGAGGAGUUUCCUGAAGAGAGAAGCACAUUACAAAUAGAUGGACCAUAUAACGAAGCGUUUUAUAAAAGACUUCUUGAUCUUUCAACCGAAGAUGACGGAACUCUAGCAUACGCUUUGACAAAGGUCCAGCAGUAUAGAGUGGCUAUGACUGCUAAAGACUGCUCCAUUAUGAUUGCUCUUUCACCGUGUCAGCAGGAUGAAUGCUCCGAACAAAGACCUGUAGUUCCAGCAUCCAAAUCCAGAUUCACCUUCUCAGUCUCAGUCCUGGAUCUAGAUCUCAAACCCUAUGAGAGCAUUCCCCAUCAAUACAAACUCGAUGGCAAGAUCGUCAACUAUUUUUUGAAGAACGUCCAGGCCAAAGACGACCCUCUGAUGUCAAAUCGGUUCAAGGAGAAUGAAGAUUGCACAUUAGUCCUCCAUAAGGUGUAAUAGUUUUUCCCGCAAUGUCUUUUGAACCUGAGCAGCUUAGAAUGCGAAGGUUAAUGAAAUAGUCAUGAAUUUUCCAUUAUUCAGUGCAUUUUUCAGCUGUGAAUGUUUUUGCUUUUAACCACUUUUGAAGUGGUUUUACCUUUCAAGGCCGUGAAAUUGAAGAGCACUAAAUCCAUCUUCCAGUAUUUGACUUGAAGGAAUGCAUUGAUUAAAAAAAAAAAUUUUUUUAAACAAUGGCAUGUGCCAUUCCGCUCAACAGAGUGAUUGGAAGGUGCAUGUUUGAAAAUUUAUAUGCUAUGAUGAAUUAUGGAGGAAAUGUUCUCGAUUACUAGUUUGAAGACGCAGAACUCGGAUACAAUCUUCAAAUGAAAAAGCCUUAUUGCUUACAUCAAGCUUCUGAUCUCAAAAAUGAGUAUACCCAUCAUAACCGUCAUAUGCAUUUUGAACUUAAAAAUUUUUACUAAAACCCAGAUGCUAGCUGGGAUUUUCCCCCCGCCCCCCAACUAAAUUGCUUGAUUUUUAAUCAACCCUCCCCCCAAUACCUGAGGUUAUUGUGUAACAUCCCCUCGGGCAGUGAUACGUAUCAGACUGACACAGAUUCAGUUUGCUCUGCAUUUGUGUUUGGUAAUUCCAGGCUCAGGGUCCAAGGGAUUAUGUAUAUCUUGAAAGCUUUAUGUAUCAAUUUGUACAAAUGUAAGUAGGACUUUUACAACUCAUGAAUUCUACUAGGGACUUUACCAGCUCCACCUUGUUUUAAUUUUGGGAUGGUAAUCAUAAAGCUUUGACUUGAUGCUUCUUUUUGGACAAAAUUUUUUACCCAGUAUGUGCUGCUAUGGAUGGUAACAUUGUGGUAAUCUGUUAAAUCACUGUCUUUGACUUGGCUUUUUAAUCACUAGUGGGGUGGAAGGUUGUUUUAUUUUUUUUAAUACGAGAGGAAUCAACGCUUCUCAGUUUGGACUCAAUGAUGAAGACUGGUCUAAACCAGAUGAUUGUGCUUCGAUGCCACUGACCGGUUUCCCAGUCGUGGCCUGAAUCUUCUUCCUGUUGGUCCGGUGGGUCUCUACAUUGGACUAUUUCUUCCAUCCUUUUGAAGAACUGAUGAUAAACGAACUAUUUUUGACCACGUUUAUGACUGUAUUGCCAUGU
Ornithorhynchus anatinus (platypus) is the source of this 2919-nucleotide messenger RNA. It is a transcript of the gene IPPK, whose product is annotated as inositol-pentakisphosphate 2-kinase. Gene Ontology annotation, cellular component: nucleus. NCBI's taxonomy places the organism in Eukaryota, Metazoa, Chordata, Mammalia, Monotremata, Ornithorhynchidae. The transcript has 13 exons. Gene Ontology annotation, biological process: inositol phosphate biosynthetic process. The coding region runs from base 298 to 1773 and encodes 491 amino acids. The record is from RefSeq and is a predicted model, not a curated record. Gene Ontology annotation, molecular function: ATP binding; inositol-1,3,4,5,6-pentakisphosphate 2-kinase activity.